GCCCGAGUACCGAGCCGAUCGACUACUUGGCCGCUUUUGUUCUGCCAGGGAAAUAUCUGAAUAUAGAUAUUAUCAGCAUAUUCUUUCUGACCUGUACGCCUAGAUAGAUGGUAAAUAAGCCAACUUUUCAUAGAUCAAGCGAGUAAACCACUAUGGUGAUCAAGAAGAUAUGUUGUUUGGGGGCAGGGUACGUCGGAGGUCCCACUUGCUCCGUAAUUGCCCUCAAAUGUCCUGAGGUCACAGUCACUGUCGUUGACCUGAGUCAAGCUCGGGUAGAUGCAUGGAAUUCCGCAGACUUCAAGCUGCCUAUCUACGAGCCUAGUUUGGAGAAGGUUGUAAGAGAAUGCAGGGGAAGAAAUCUUUUCUUCUCAACCAACAUUGAUACUGCAAUCCAAGAGGCUGAUCUGAUAUUCAUUUCUGUCAACACUCCUACAAAGACAUUUGGAUUAGGGAAGGGUAGAGCAGCAGAUCUGAAGUAUAUUGAGGCAGCAGCACGUCGUAUAGCUGAAGUUGCCACCUCUAAUAAGAUAGUGGUUGAAAAGAGCACCGUCCCUGUUAAAGCUGCUCAGAGUAUUCAAAGAAUACUCAUGGCAAAUACCAAACCAGGCUGCAGAUAUGAGGUCCUUUCAAAUCCAGAGUUCCUUGCUGAAGGUUCAGCAAUUAAGGAUUUGUUGCAACCAGACCGCGUCCUCAUUGGUGGAGAUACAUCUCACAGUGGACUCAAAGCCAUAGAUGAACUAGCAUCAAUCUAUGAACAUUGGGUACCAAAGGAUCGAAUCAUUAAAACAAACACAUGGUCUUCAGAACUCUCAAAAUUGGCUGCCAAUGCAUUCCUAGCUCAAAGGAUUUCAAGUAUCAACUCAAUAAGUGCAGUCUGUGAAGCAACGGGGGCUGAUGUCAGUGAGGUUGCACACGCCAUUGGUAUGGACUCUAGGUUAGGACCAAAGUUUCUACAAGCAAGUUUAGGUUUUGGAGGCAGCUGCUUCCAGAAGGAUGUAUUAAAUCUUGUUUAUCUCUGUGAAGCCUGUAAUCUACCUGAAGUAGCACUGUACUGGCAACAGGUUAUUGAUAUGAAUGAUUUCCAAAGGAGACGUUUCGCCAAUAAGAUCAUCGCUUGUCUGUUCAAUACUGUGACAGACAAGAAGAUUGCUAUCCUAGGGUUUGCCUUCAAGAAAGAUACAGGAGAUACAAGAGAGUCUUCCAGCAUCUACCUCAGUAAAUUCCUGAUGGAUGAGGGCGCCAGACUCAGUAUAUACGACCCCCAGGUUGAGCAUGCUCAGAUCAUGUGUGAACUGACCAGUCCUUGUAUAUCUGCAGAUCCUGAAAGAGUUGAAAAGCUUGUCACCAUUUGUUCUGACCCCUAUGAAGCUGUGAAGGGAGCCCAUGCAUUAGUUAUUUGCACAGAGUGGGAUGAAUUCAAGGAUUAUGAUUACAUACGUAUCUACAAUGACAUGCUCAAGCCAGCCUUUGCCUUUGAUGGCCGACGCAUCCUUGACACUGACCGCCUUGAGAAUAUUGGUUUCCAUGUUGAGGUCAUAGGUCGUAAGAGCUGGAAGAAUGGUAUCCUACCUGUCACCCCUUAGAUGAGGUUGGUACCCUCUCUAUCUCUCUCUGUCAAUAUGCAAAGUUACUUUGUAUUUCUUAUCAACAAUCAGAUGCCAAAUAGCACAAACUCAUUACAAUUUUAAUAUCCACUCCAUUUCUAUGGAGUACAAUUUUUAUCAUCAUUGGUUGAUUAAGAUGCAGAAUUGUUAUAUUGCAAAAUUAUUUUUAGCUGUGUGUGUAUUUUUGUAUUAGUGUACAAUGCAAUACAACUCCAUUUUAUAUAUAAAAAUAGUCGUUUCCAUAGAUAUAUAUUCUUGUGCUAGUACUUACUGUACAAAGCAAAGGGACCAAUAUGGCUGAUAGUGUGUAGAAUGCAGAUUUAGUUUAAGAACGUAUUGUACUCUGAGGGAAGUUUGUGUCUAGGGUUUGAUGGUAUGAGUUAUUCAUAAUUUUCUCAUACAUUUAUUUUUUACUUUUUAGAGGGGGUGGAAAUAGUGAUGAAUUCAAUUAUUGUUUAUGAUUUGAAUUGAAGUAAUGUAUGUAUUGCUGCUGAGGCAACAAGACAUUGUAUCAUAAUUUUCAAAUAAAAGAAAAACAAGCUUAUGGUUCCCAUAACACUAUCAAAUGGGAUAGUUUUCCUUUGACAUAUUGCAUUGGCUUCUUUUUUUUUAAAUAGUAGGCUGAGAUUUGAACAGACAGAAUAUACUAGAUUAUCUUGUCUUUAAAUGAAAAGGUAUCUUCCACAAAAUAUACAAGGUCUUGUUUUCCCAGCUAAAUGAUACGGUAUGAUAUGCUAUAAGUGUGCUUUCUGUUAUUUUUUUAAUGUACUUGGUUCCUCUUUAGAAAGUCGAUGCAAAAACCAAAUAAAACAUUGUGUAUUUGUAUUUCAUGUGCCUUUAUUGUAUAAUUAUGUAAUAUAUGAAAGAUAAAGAAUUACACGUGAGAAUACUUUAUAUUUAUGCAUAGUAUCAAUUAAUAAUUAAGAAUGAGAUGUACAAUAUCAGUGUAUGUUUCCCAGUCAAUGACGAAAGAGUAAUAUUUUUAUAUUAGCUUUUCUACUUUUUACCUUGCACAUGUACAUGUAUAUUUGAAAAGGGCUUUGGAAUCCAGACCCAUAACACAAAGCCUUAUCAUUGAUCUAACAAUUGAUUUUAACUGUAGAUUGCAAUUACUCCAUACAGUCAAGAAUAACACUUUCUGUGAUCAGUAGCUAUUGUAACUAGGUCCUCUUCAUAUUUUCCACCUUGACAUAUGACAUACAUACCCUGACGUACAUGUACAUGUAGUUACAGGUAUGUUUCCAGAUUGUAUUGAAUUGUUAUCGAAAGUUGUUUGUGUAUUAUUUAUGAAUCACUGCUGAGUAUUUUUAUAAGUACACAUAUAUUGUUGAUAUUCUUGUUUUUUCUGAAUGCAAAACAGGACUCGGACAGAAAUUUCGAAGAAAAGAAAGGUGUAUAUUUUAGUAGCACUGUGUGGAUUUACCGUUCCAUGUAACCAUUCCACAUGAUUUUCCACAUUGAUUUAGAAUAAAAUAAAUUUGUGACCAAAUGCUGAAUUUUCUUUCUUGAAAUGCUUAAUAGACAACAAGGUUACUAAGUUCCCAUGUACAUUCACAUGAGGAUUUUAUAUUAAUUCCAAACAUAUAUAUAUCUGAAUCAUUUUAUUAGACCUUUAGAAUGGAUAUGCAUCACCUUGAAACUCUUUCUCUUUCUCUCUCUCUUUCUCUUGUUUUCUUUUCUUUUUUUCUUGAUAUGAUUACUGCCUUCAAUGCAACUCUGCCUUUAGUACCACUUUUCCGAUUAUAUCAACCUCCUGCUUCUAUGACACGAUAUACCUAAUUUAUUCUACAUGUACAUCUUUUUUCUUGGCUCCUGAACUCAAAGCUUAUAUUGCGCAGUUUGCUGAGUGCCUGAUGCACAAAUGGGAGGUCAAGGGUUCAAUCGCUGGCUGAGUCCAUACCAAAUACCUAAAAAAUAGGACCUUUUGAAUUCUUUUUAGGCACUUUGAGAAAAUGCAUGAAUGCAUGCAUGGCCUGCUUGGAGAACAGUUCAAGAGCUGCAGUUGUUGCCCUGAGUUUUAAUUAUUUGGUUAAUUGCAUUGACUAAUACUGUAUGUGUUAAGUCUAUCCUUGGGUACUGUUUGAUUGUUCCUGUUUAACAGAGUACUUUUCAAACUCUUUGUACUAUGUCACGUUAAUGUAUCCCUGCUGAAAUGGAAUAAAAUGAAGGUGAAGUUUGUUUGUAAAUCCAUGAGUUCAUUGUCAUCACAUAUAAAGACAGAAAUUCAAUACUAUCCUUCAUGUUUAUU
This is a messenger RNA of Lytechinus variegatus (green sea urchin), 3852 nucleotides long. It is a transcript of the gene ugdh, whose product is annotated as UDP-glucose 6-dehydrogenase-like. Gene Ontology annotation, biological process: glycosaminoglycan biosynthetic process. Gene Ontology annotation, molecular function: NAD binding; UDP-glucose 6-dehydrogenase activity. Bases 153 to 1583 code for a protein of 476 amino acids. The record is from RefSeq and is a predicted model, not a curated record. The transcript has 11 exons. Gene Ontology annotation, cellular component: cytosol; nucleus. NCBI's taxonomy places the organism in Eukaryota, Metazoa, Echinodermata, Echinoidea, Temnopleuroida, Toxopneustidae.